Colletotrichum phormii is the source of this 2025-nucleotide messenger RNA. RefSeq names its product diacylglycerol kinase catalytic domain-containing protein. Gene Ontology annotation, cellular component: intracellular membrane-bounded organelle; cytoplasm; membrane. The transcript is spliced from 4 exons. Gene Ontology annotation, biological process: sphingosine biosynthetic process; phosphorylation. The record is from RefSeq and is a predicted model, not a curated record. The coding region runs from base 182 to 1780 and encodes 532 amino acids. NCBI's taxonomy places the organism in Eukaryota, Fungi, Ascomycota, Sordariomycetes, Glomerellales, Glomerellaceae.
AACCAAUUAGUCGACAACUGACUACAAUGUCUCGUCGCGACCUCUGCUAGCACUGACGGGUCUCCUUUUACAUCUUCACCACCUUCGCUCGCCCUAUAACCCCCCCUCGCACCCAACGUGAACGGCCUGUCCCGCCGCCUCCUGCUCGUCUGUCGCUUCUUUUACCCUUGCACAUUUCACGAUGGCCAGCCUCGCAGGGGAUCACAACACGGCCCCAAACGGCACCGAGUCCAUAUCCGAGUCCUCCCAGUCCUACGGCAAGUCCGCCUCGAGAAACGGCCCCCCAGAGACGAUCAAGGUCGACGGCAAUAAGACUCUGACUCUGACCUCGGAGAAUCUCCUUCUGAAUGACCCAACAGCGAACAAAGCCAACCGGACUUGCGGUUUUGCUGGGUUUGGCGCAUCAGCACCCGCGACGCAAACCGUUCCAUUAUACAAUGUCCUCUGGGCCGAACAGACGGAAGAGACCCUCACGAUCGACUACGCGAAACAGGCCGGCAAGCAACGAGUACAGGCCGCGAAAUGGACUUUCACCGUCAACGACGCGGACGGCCCGGAUGUCAAGUCCUGGAUCGAUACCCUCAAGAGAAAGGCAUACGGGCCGGCGAAAUUGUGCAAGAGAGCCAAGGUCUUGGUUAACCCGCACGCCGGACCGGGAGGCGCGGAAAAGAAGUGGCGCGUUGACGUCGAGCCUCUGUUCAAAGCGGCGCGCAUGCCCAUGGAUGUGGAGCUCACCACCUACUCAGGCCAGGCUCUCAAGAUAUCGCGGGAAGUCGACGUGGACGCGUUCGACACAAUCGUCACCUGCUCAGGCGACGGUCUGGCCCACGAGGCAUUCAAUGGUCUGGGUCAGCGGCCUGAUGCGUCGCAAGCACUGCACAAAAUUGCUGUCUCACACAUCCCCUGCGGCUCGGGCAAUGCGAUGAGCUGCAAUCUCUACGACUCGUAUCGACCCUCAAUCUGCGCCCUCGCCAUCAUCAAGGGAGUCGAGACCCCAAUGGACCUAGUCAGCAUCACACAGGGCGACCGACGCACCCUCAGUUUCUUGAGCCAGGCUCUUGGUGUUGUGGCCGAAAGCGACUUGGCUACCGAGCACUUGCGGUGGAUGGGCGGCGCGCGCUUCACCUGGGGCUUCCUGGUCAGGAUGUUUGAGAAGAAGUGCUACCCGUGCGACUUGGCUGUAAAGGUCGAGAUCGAGGAUAAGGCGGGCGUCAAGAAACACUACAAGGAGUACACGCGGAGCGCGUCGGUAACGCAUACAGGUGCUAGCGAGCCUCCGAGAGCGGAGAAUGCCGAUGCUGUCUCGAGCCCAUUCGGUGACCAAGAGGGACUGCCGCCUUUGAGAUUCGGCACCAUCAACGACGAUCUUCCGGAUGGGUGGGAGCUGAUACCCCAUGAUAAGAUGGGCAACUUUUACUGCGGAAACAUGGCAUACAUGGCCCCAGACGCCAACUUCUUCGCCGCUGCUCUCGCUAACGACGGUCUGAUGGACCUUGUCUGUGUCGACGGGGACGUCUCAGUCGGCGCGAACCUGAGCAUGCUCAUGUCCGUGGAGAAUGGAAACUUCUUUGACAACUCGUUGGUGUCGUACCGCAAGAUCUCCGCCUACAGGAUCAUUCCAAAGAACCAAAAAGACGGCUACAUCAGCAUCGAUGGUGAAAAGGUGCCGUUUGAGCCUUUCCAGGCCGAGAUCCACCACGGUCUUGGCAGGGUCAUUUCGAAGCGCGGCAAGUACGAGGCGCCCGGUCCGAUGGGCUGGGAGAAGAUGUCUCUUCCGUAAGGGAUUGUAGUAGCGUACAAAGGAGAGAUUCGAAAUAGGGUAUGGUGAGAGUGUCACUAGAUCGGGACAGCACCAGCCGGGAGUGAGGCCAGAGACAGACAGGCAGAACAUGCCUUGGCAGUUUCUUGUCUAUACAGCGAAAGAAGCGGGAGCGGGAGCGGGAGCACUGAUUUGUUUCUUCAAAAGUCGAGAUACCCAGAUAGACCAAGACGGGAAGAGCACAGCCGUCGUCAGGCCGGGCUGAA